GUCACAAGUUCUAUUUUCACUAGAAACUUCUAGUUUGAAAGAAAAAAAUCUUUAUUUUUAUAUAUCGAUGAAUGAGUAACAUUUCAUCAAAUUAAUAACUCUUUGAUGGAGCAAAUAGAGAUAUAUUUGAUCUCUCUAAUUAUUACCACCAUCUUGUUUAUUUUUCUCUUAAAUUUGAUCUUCAAGAGAAAUCUUAAUCAAAAUCUACCGCCAAGCCCUCCUUCACUUCCAAUCCUCGGUCAUCUCCACCUCCUAAAGAAACCCUUACACCGAACCUUGCAUCACCUUUCCCAAACCUACGGUCCGGUCUAUCUUCUCCGGUUCGGAUCCAGACUGGCUCUUGUUGUUUCGAGCCCUUCUCUAGCCGAGGAAUGCUUCAUCAAGAACGACGUCGUUUUUGCCAACAGGCCUCGUCUCAUGUCGGGAAAACACCUCAGCUACAAUUAUAACACCGUCGGCGCCUCCUCCUACGGUCAUCUAUGGAGGAAUCUCCGCCGCGUCGCCACCGUGGAGCUGUUGUCGGCCACCAAACUCAACAUGUUUUUGGAUAUUCGACAGGAUGAAGUUAAAUCGAUGGUUAAGAAUCUGUUCAUGGAAUCCAAAUCCAAACAGGGAUUUACCAGGGUGGAGAUGCAAUCUAGAUGUUCGGAGCUGUCGUUCAACAUUAUCAUGAGAAUGGUUGCCGGAAACAGGUAUUUUGGGCAUAAGAGCAAUGCUAUUGAAGAGGCAGAGAGGUUUAGAACGAUAAUAAGAGAGAUAUUUGAGUUGGCGGGAGCAUCUCCAGAAGAUUUCAUACCAAUACUCAGAUGGAUUGACUAUAAAAACAUAGAGAAAAGAAUGUUGGCAGUGAGAGAUAAGGUGGAUGUUUUCAUGCAAAGAUUAAUAGAAGAACAUCGUCAUCAUGGCGGUGAUGAAAUUAGGUCAAAAACAAUGGUGGACGGGAUGUUAUCUUUGCAAGACAUAGAUCCUCAAUACAACUCCGAUGAAAUCAUCAAAGGCAUGAUUAUGACAAUGUUAAGUGCCGGGACAGACACUUCUUCCGUGACAAUAGAGUGGGCAAUGUCACUAAUAUUAAACAACCCGGAAGUUCUAAAGAAGGCCGCUUCAGAAAUAAAUGAUUGUGUAGGCCAAGAUCGCCUCGUGAACGAAACCGAUCUCUCCAAGCUCCCAUACAUUCAAUCCAUUGCCAAUGAAACCCUUCGAUUGUUCCCCGCAGCACCUUUGCUCCUGCCACACGAGAACUCCGAGGCAUGCACUAUUGGAGGGUAUGAUGUUCCACGAGGAACCAUAUUGUUUGUAAAUGCAUGGGCUAUCCAUAGGGAUUCUAGCAUUUGGGAGGAACCUACAAAGUUCAAGCCGGAGAGAUUUUCUCAUGGUGGGGAAGAAUGUGAAGGAUUUAAAUGGAUUCCCUAUGGAAUGGGGAGAAGGAAAUGUCCGGGUGGUGGAUUAGCGAAUAAAGUGGUGUGUUUAGCUUUAGCCGCAUUGGUACAAUGCUUUGAGUGGGAAAGGGUUAGCGUGGAGCUAGUGGAUAUGUUAGAAGGGUCGGGUCUUACGAUGCCUAAAGCGGUGCCAUUAGAGGCAAUGUGCAAAGCUCGGGAAGAAAUGGUUGAUGUGCUUAAACAAUUAUAAAGUAUGUAAGAUUAAAAGUUGUAAUGGAUUCUCAAUGAAGGUAGACAUGAAUUUGUAGGUUA
Molecule: messenger RNA, 1691 nt
Organism: Impatiens glandulifera
Lineage: Eukaryota; Viridiplantae; Streptophyta; Magnoliopsida; Ericales; Balsaminaceae
Product: cytochrome P450 81Q32-like
Exons: 4
Coding region: 106-1629 (507 amino acids)
Molecular function (GO): iron ion binding; monooxygenase activity; heme binding
Source: RefSeq, a predicted model, not a curated record